GUAAUUAUAUAAACUCGGGUUUUUCAUCCUUGAUUUUGUGUGGCUAGAACGGCAGAGAGGAGAUGGACAUAAUUAAGCUGAACUUCAAAGUUUUUUGUUGCUGGAAGAGAAGAUUCAAGCUGAGGAUGGCAGAACCUCCGCAAGAACUCAAGAACGUCUUUGUCAAUUACUCUCAUAACGGAACAAUGACAAUUGAUGACCUUCGGAGUUUUCUGGUUCGGUAUCAAGGAGAAACGAAUGCCACCAGAGAGGAUGCUCAGGCCAUUUUUGAUAGCCUCAAGCACCUCAAUAUCUUCCAGAGGAGAGGGCUGCAUUUAGAGGCCUUUGUCAGAUACCUUCUCGGCGAUCUUAAUAUUCCUCUUUCUUCAUCCCUCGGGGUGCACCAUGACAUGAAUGCUCCACUGGCACAUUAUUUCAUAUAUACAGGACAUAACUCAUACUUGACAGGGAACCAAAUUAACAGUGCAUGUAGUGCUGAUCCUAUUGCAAAAGCUCUUCAAAGAGGUGUAAGAGUAAUUGAAUUGGAUCUGUGGCCAAAUUCUAAUGGAAAGAAUGUGGAAGUUCGCCAUGGCGGGGCGCUGUCAAUGACUUCUCCAGUGGAACUCGACAAAUGUCUAGUUGCUAUUAAGGAGAAUGCAUUUCUUGCUUCUGAAUACCCUGUUGUGAUAACUUUUGAAGAUCACUUAACCCCAAGUCUUCAGAGCAACGUAGCAAAGCUGGUCACGAAAAUAUUUGGAGAUAUGCUCUAUAAAACUGGAUCAGAAUAUUUGACGGAAUUUCCUUCACCAGAAUGUUUGAAGAGAAAGGUUCUGAUUUCAACCAAACCACCAAAAGAGUACCUAGAAAGUCAUAGGAGAAGGGAAAGAAGUGAAGAAUGGGAAGCAGAAAUGGAUGAGGAAGAAAUUCCGGAAAAGACAGAAGAAGAUUAUGAAGCUCAAACUAGUAAGAAGCAGGAACAGGCUGAGGGGAGAGAACAUGAUCCUGAUGAGGAUGAGGACAAGACUACACAGGAGUACAGGCAUUUAAUUGCCAUUCAUGCAGGGAAAACGAAAGGCGAAUUGCUUGACUGGCUGAAGGACGAUCCAAGAAAAGUCAGACGCCUUAGCUUGAGUGAGCAAGAGCUUGAAAAUGCUACAAGAAAGCAUGGAUCCGCAGUUGUCAGGUUUACUCAGAGGAACUUGCUGAGGAUUUUUCCAAAGGGUACACGUUUCGACUCAUCCAAUUACUGUCCUUUUAUUGGAUGGAUGCAUGGAGCUCAGAUGGUUGCAUUUAAUAUGCAGGGACAUGGGAAGCAUCUCUGGGCAAUGCAAGGAAUGUUUAAAGCCAAUGGUGGAUGUGGAUACGUUAAGAAGCCUGAUUUUCUAUUAGACAGAGGUCCAAGUAAUGAGGUUUUUAAUCCUAGCGAGGCAUUACCAGUGAAAACAGUCUUGAGGGUGAAAAUCUACCUGGGAGAAGGGUGGCAUGUAGAUUUCCAUCAUGCAGACUUUGAUCGUUACUCCCCACCAGACUUCUUUGCAAGAGUUGGGAUUUCCGGGGCUCCAGCAGAUCAAAGAAUGGAGAGAACACUAGCGAUUGAAGAUGAGUGGCUGCCGGUAUGGAACCAGGAUUUUGGGUUCCCCCUCACAGUUCCAGAACUAGCUGUGCUCAGGAUUGAAGUCCUGGAGUAUGACACUACUAAGAGACCUGAUUUUGCAGGCCAAACAUGCUUGCCUGUGUCAGAAUUAAAAACUGGGAUCCGAGCAGUUCCAUUGCAUGACAGGAAAGGAGACAAAUACAAGCAUGCAAGGCUUCUUAUGCGUUUUGGAUUCGAGACUCCUUUUUGCUACUGAAAGGAGAAAUCGACAACAUGUGAUUAUGAAUUUCACCAUCACAUUACUCUUCAUUGAAUAAUUGAGUACAAUAUUUACACAAACCAAAAGGGAGCCAUAUCUAUGAUCUACAGUAUUUCUGAUUUUCUAUAUUAUAAUGUACAAAGUGCUAGAAUGGACACUUUAACCAUAGAUAUUUUAGGGUUUAGGGGGCUUCAUGUUCAAUUUGAUCAUAAACAAUCCUUCCUAAGUUGACAAAACAAUAUUCAAUGUCUCAUGCUCUCUUCAGUCAUCACAUGUCUUGUAUUUGGUCUGACAAGGUAUCAGACAGGCUGGAGCUGAUCACAGGUCCCUUUGAAUUUUAACAAAUCCUUUUGAAAGCUUAAAGCCUUUGGUAGGUCCCAAGAUUAAAGAAACAUAAAGCAUGGUAGAUCCU
Messenger RNA from Rubroshorea leprosula, 2244 nucleotides. Lineage: Eukaryota; Viridiplantae; Streptophyta; Magnoliopsida; Malvales; Dipterocarpaceae. The record is from the annotation of a GenBank genome assembly.